Messenger RNA from Mesocricetus auratus (golden hamster), 1905 nucleotides. RefSeq names its product ADP ribosylation factor related protein 1 (gene Arfrp1). Gene Ontology annotation, molecular function: GTP binding; GTPase activity. The record is from RefSeq and is a predicted model, not a curated record. The coding region runs from base 286 to 987 and encodes 233 amino acids. Gene Ontology annotation, cellular component: Golgi apparatus. Gene Ontology annotation, biological process: Golgi to plasma membrane protein transport; protein localization to organelle; intracellular protein transport. Lineage: Eukaryota; Metazoa; Chordata; Mammalia; Rodentia; Cricetidae. The transcript is spliced from 8 exons.
CGGCCGCUGGUUCCUAGGCUCCGUGGGCCCGGCAGCGGGGUUGGGGAGGGGGAGAGACAUCCAAAGCUGACCCACGGCAGAAGCGCUGCCUCUCUGGUAGCUGCCUAGACGGUCUCUGGCCUAGGAGCCUGCGACGGUCGAAGUUCCUAGUGCUGAGUGGAGGGUCCGGAAAAAGGAGCCUUUUAGGAGGGCGGAGCAGGCAGGACAGACGGACCACUGAUGAAGCGGGCAGGAGGCCGAUACGCCCGGUACACACCUUGACAUUUCUCGGGGUGCCGGGGCAGGAUGUACACGUUGCUUUCGGGGCUGUACAAGUACAUGUUCCAGAAGGAUGAAUACUGCAUCCUGAUCCUGGGCCUGGACAAUGCCGGAAAGACGACCUUCUUGGAACAAUCAAAAACACGGUUUAACAAGAACUACAAGGGGAUGAGUCUGUCCAAAAUCACCACUACCGUGGGCCUAAACAUUGGCACUGUGGAUGUGGGGAAGGCUCGCCUCAUGUUCUGGGACUUAGGUGGACAAGAAGAACUACAGUCCUUGUGGGACAAGUACUAUGCAGAGUGCCAUGGCGUCAUCUAUGUCAUUGACUCCACUGAUGAGGAGAGACUGUCAGAAUCCAAAGAGGCAUUUGAGAAGGUGGUUUCGAGUGAAGCACUGGACGGUGUCCCCAUCCUGGUGUUGGCCAACAAGCAGGAUGUGGAGACUGUGGCCUUCCUGAAAGUCCAAGUGAACAAGCAAAGCAAGCUAGAUGGAACUAGGUGGUGGAAGUGUUCCUCAGAGUCUCACCUCCCCUGUCAGACCUGCCUCUCCAUUCCUGACAUCAAGACUGCAUUCAGUGACUGUACCUGCAAGAUUGGCCGGCGAGACUGUCUGACCCAGGCCUGCUCUGCUCUCACAGGCAAAGGAGUUCGAGAGGGCAUCGAAUGGAUGGUGAAGUGUGUCGUGCGGAAUGUUCACCGGCCACCACGGCAGAGGGACAUCACAUAAGCACCAACUUUGCAGUCUUGGAACUGUUCAUCCCCUGGUGUUGGAAGAGCGCUCCCUGCUGGCUCUGUGCCACUGAUUUGCUGGGGUUAAGCUGACUGUUAAUCUUUUAUUUGCUUUGUUUUCUCUUAAGACAACGUCUCUGUGUAUGGAAAAGUGUAGGUAUCCAGAGACAAACGUAGAGCAUACAGGCCAUCCAGCUGUAUAUGCCCUACCCCCCCGUCCCAGAUCUGGGACCCUCCCAAACUAGUGAGGCCACUCCUAGGCUUGUCUGUUAGUCCAUUCCAAAGUGGAAUUUGAGGGCAUCCUCCUUGAAAUGGGGGCCUAUCUUUGACACCUGCUUUGUUCGGCUUGCCCAUGGAGAAGGUGAGAAUGGUCAGGGCUGUUCUCACUUGGAAAAAGACCAUCAUGGCCCUAGCUUUGUUUGGAGUUGAGUGUGUGCCAGACAGGAUUUCUCUGUAACCUAGUUAACUUGGAACCCUUUGCCUCUUGCCCUGUACCUGUGGGAAUUGGGGCAUCACACUCAACUUUCCACUAGGCUUUGAUAUUCUCAGGACAGGGUUCAGUAGACCUUCUGGGGAAGUCUGACUUCCCUCACUAACCCAUUCUCACCCUGCUUUUAUCUCCAAAGGAGAAAGCUGGAGGACAAAUCUUGCUGAGUGUACAUUUCAGUACACCCGUACUCAGGUUGUGUGGUAUCCUUAGGGUACAGCUUUCACCAGGCAUUAGGUGUUGCUGUAGCUAGUAUAGGUGGACUGGGUCCCUACAGGAUCCAGGUCAGUUAAGUGCUGGGUUUGCAUCUCCAGAUGGGUGUGAGGUGUGGGGUUCCUGGGUGGCAGCAGCCAUGCUCACUAGCCCUACUGGGUUAAAUCUUGCUCAUGUGGCUAGGAUAAGGUUAUGAAAUAAAGACAGCCUAAGUAA